Molecule: messenger RNA, 1382 nt
Organism: Kogia breviceps (pygmy sperm whale)
Lineage: Eukaryota; Metazoa; Chordata; Mammalia; Artiodactyla; Physeteridae
Source: RefSeq, a predicted model, not a curated record
AUGGAGACAGACAGUCUAACUCUCUCCUCACUUGCCUCCCCGGGAGACAGACGGAGAGUGGGCGGAGGAGACAGGACCCGCGGGCUGAGCAACUUCCAGCGCUCUGCUCAGCGUGAGAGCGGGAAAUGUCCCGGGACUCCCCAUCCCCGCAAGGAUUCAGGUCAGGGUCGCAUCCCGAAUAGCCUUAAUCUCAGGAAGUCCCUGGCCCUCCUGCCUCCCAAAGCUGGAAGGCUCCUUAGUACGAUUUGUGCUCUUGUGGAAGAAUCACAGGAACUCUUGACCGAGCUUCAGCUCCCUUGUUCCGAAUCGCCCCAGAGUAACAUCCGAAGAAAGACCUUACGUUCAGCUGCACUGGAAACGUGUCACGACAGGCUGGCGCGGGCCGCCACGUUGCAGCAGGACAGUAAUGAUGACACUGAAGAUGUUUCACUGUUUGAUGCAGAAGAGGAGACAACUAGUAGACCAAAAAAAUCCAAAAUCAGACGUCCAGUGGCAUCAUUUUUCCAUGUAUUCUUUCGAGUCGGUGCAAUCAUAGUCUAUCUUCUCUGUGAAGUGUUCAGCAGCGGCUUUAUUGCCUGCAUGGUGACAAUUAUCUUGUUGUUGUCAUGUGAUUUGGGGGCAGUCAAGAAUGUCACAGGUAGACUAAUGGUUGGCCUGCACUGGUGGAAUCAUAUUGAUGAAGAUGGAAAAAGCCAUUGGGUGUUUGAGUUCAGGAAGGCCUCUCCUCAAGACAGUAAAGCUGUUUCAGAGGCUGAAUCAAGAAUCUUCUGGUUAGGACUCAUUGCCUGUCCAGUGCUGUGGGUAAUAUUUGCCUUUGGUGCCCUCUUCUCCUUCAGAGUGAAGUGGUUGGCGGUGGUUAUCAUGGGUGUGGUGCAGCAAGGGGCCAACCUGUAUGGCUACAUCAGGUGCAAAGUGGACAGCAGGAAGAAUUUAACCAGCAUGGCUACCUCAUACCUUGAAAAGCAGUUUUUAAGACAAACCACUGGAGACGAUCAGACCUGAAGAGAGUGAGAGAGGCUGCGUGUUCUUUCCAUUGGGAACAACUGAAGGGGGUCUUGACUCUGAACCUUUAGAACUCGGUACCUAUUGCAAAGAGGAGUGUUGGGUUUGUUUUUCCAUUUUAAAGUUUACUUUUAAAAAAAAAGGGUAAGUAGUUUUCAUAUUAAGUUUUUACUUUCUAGCAUAUGGGGCUUGAAGGUGUGGUGUAGCUAGAAACAUUGUUAACAUUUGGUUCAUGGUGUACAUAUGUGUAUGCACAUAGUCGUGUAAGAUCCAUGCGUUAAAUUAACAAAAGCGUUUGUGUUCACGCCCGUAUGGAAUGGAGACCUUUGCAUUUUGAUCCACAGAACAAGAAGGAUGUUCCUAGUCUAUCUCAAAACUCU